Nannochloropsis gaditana CCMP526 is the source of this 2269-nucleotide messenger RNA. Its product is annotated as mitogen-activated protein kinase. Gene Ontology annotation, cellular component: nucleus; cytoplasm. The record is from RefSeq and is a predicted model, not a curated record. Bases 152 to 1819 code for a protein of 555 amino acids. Gene Ontology annotation, molecular function: ATP binding; MAP kinase activity. Gene Ontology annotation, biological process: protein phosphorylation; intracellular signal transduction. The transcript is spliced from 8 exons.
ACAGGUCGCACCGUCCCGUGCCUUUCAUUCAUUUUUUGAGGCUUUCUGAAGAGAAAACGGGAGCAAAGAGAGAACGAGAAGAGAAUACCUGUGCGUCAAGAUCAUUGCCUGUACUUGCGCAAGGUCUCGAGCGCAAAAGAUUCCUCUUGUCAUGGCAACGCGACAAGUAGAAUACCAUACCGUCCAAGUGGCCAGGGAGUCAUUUUUCCUAGAUGUCCGGUACACUAAUCUUAAACCUAUUGGAGAUGGUUCUUACGGAUUUGUCUGCGCCGCCGAUGACUCGUUAACCGGUCGACGCGUGGCCAUCAAGAAGGUAGGGGACACGUUCAACGACCUGGUCGACGCCAAGCGGGUCUUGCGGGAAAUCAAGCUCCUCCGGGGUGUCCCACCCUCUUCCCCUAUCAUGUUCGCCUGCACAUUCUCACGGAAGCAAAGGCCAGCGACUGCCCUCGAACAUUUCAUAGGGCACGAGAACAUCGUCCAGAUCUACGAUAUCAUGACCGUUCCUCCAAACACGGAAGACUUCCGCGACGUCUACAUUGUCACCAACCUCAUGGAAUCUGACUUGGACCGCAUUAUUGGCUCCAACCAACCAUUGAGCGAUCAGCAUUUUCAGUAUUUCCUCUACCAAGUCCUGCGCGGGCUGAAAUACCUGCAUUCAGCCAACGUCCUCCACCGGGAUUUGAAGCCGUCCAAUUUAUUGGUCAACGCCAACUGCGACCUGACGAUCUGCGACUUUGGCUUGGCCCGGGGGGUGGAGGGCGAGUACGAGGAAGAGCUGACCGAGUACGUGGUCACUCGCUGGUACCGGGCCCCUGAGCUUUUGUGCGACUCCUGCUACUAUGGGAAAACGGUGGACAUCUGGUCUUUGGGUUGCAUUUUCGCAGAAAUGCUGGGCCGGAAGCCUUUCUUCCAGGGGUCCAACCCUUUGCACCAACUGGAGACGAUCGUCGCCAAACUCGGCCUUCCCCCUCCGGAACAGUUGACCUUCGUGACCCAUCCCGCCGCCAAGAAAGCCAUUCUGGCCCGAGCCGAGCAACAGCGACCGCGGCCGCUGCUUUCCUUCUUUCCCCGUGGCACCAAUCCCCAAGCGGUUGCCCUGCUCUCCCGGAUGCUCACUUUCCACCCCGAGCAUCGCAUUACGGUCGAGGAGGCCCUCGCACACCCCUACCUCCACGAAUUGCACUCUCAAAUGGACGAACCCGCGUGCCAGAAAGCCUUUGAUUUUGAAUGGGAACGACCGUUGAGAGGGGCGGGCGGAGACGAGGGGGGAGGGAUGCGAAGAAAGUCUGUGAUACCGAAGCCUGUCCUGCAGCGUUUGAUGUACGCAGAAAUGCUCUUCUUCCGAGGCCUGGAAGAGGAGGAGGGCGGGGAGGAAGCAGGAGGGGAGGGAGCGGAAAGUCUGAAGGAGGAGGAGGCGACUUCUUCCCACCAUAACCACUCGGCUUCUUCCUCCUCCUCCUCGUCGCUGGGCAUGUCGGAGUCGGGGGGAAGAGGUAGGGGUCGCUCGUCCAACCCCGUCUUGCCCCCUCCUCCCUCCACGGCUGCCGCGCUCUUGGCGUGCACUUCACAACGGCAACACCAGCAGCAGCAGCAAGAGGCUAAAGUGCAGGCGCAUGGGCAAGAAGAGAAAACGCGCUCUAACGAGGGAGGUGUCACCGAAACAGGAGGAGCCGUAGGGCCCGAAGGAGGGCGUGAGGGAGGGGAAGGAAUGAAGGAAGGAAGCCGAGGAUGGGCAUCGUCGGCCACGGGGGCAGGAGAGGGAAAGGAGGGUCCGAUCGAGAGCCAAACAGGAAAAUUAAAGCACAUUGAGCGGUAAAGAGAUAGCGCCGAGAUCUGCACACCCUGAUCAGGGUAUAACGGGUCAAUGGUCAGAAUAGGGCAUUUGCCGGCUGUGACAGACAGGAAGGAAUGGAAAUAGUGCGACCAGACCUGACCAGACCUCAGGACACUUUGCUCGCAGGAACUUCAGGCGGAGGAUGGAAGAUGAUACAUGUCAGGCACCGUCUCGCAAAGGCGCGGCAGGGAGGCCUCAAGGGAAGGGGGAGCAGACAAAGCGCAAAUCAGGGCUGGGGAAGAACGGGAAAAAGGUGCCACCGUGCAUACACUGUGCUGCCUAUAUAUAAAUCAAAGAUGGCGGUUGAACCUUGCCAUAAGAGUGCAACGCACUCACUCUCUCCUUGAACUUCACAGGGUCUAGUAACGCCGAAGUGUGAAGAAAGAAAAACGACAUUGGGGACUAAAUGCUCGGUGGGGAGCAUGAUAUUUG